GGCUCCGCCCGCCCCGGUAUAAAGCGGGGGAGAGGCGGCGGGCACCGGCCGCCGGAGACGCGACGCGACGCUGCCACGAUGCCCCUGGCUCAGAGCAGGGCUGGGCAGAUGCCAUGCAGCAGCAAGGUCUGCAGGAACCUCUUUGGCCCUCUGGACCACCAGCAGCUCCAGAACGACCUGAAGGACCUGAUGAGGCAGCACCUGGAGGAGGCUCAGCAGCGCUGGAACUUCAACUUUGAGACAGAGACUCCCUUGGAUGGACAGUUCAAGUGGGAGAGGGUCUUCCAGGCUGAGCAGCCAACCCAGGAAGCCCACAGCCUGGUCAGUGCCAUCAGGACCGAGCAGAGGGGCUCCAGGGAUCACCCUGGCAGGGUUUGCCCCGAGGGCUCUCAGCAGAGCUCAGGGCUCCACAGGGCUGGUGCUCCACAGAGCCUGAAACGGGGGCAGACCACCAUCAAAGACUUCUACAGCUCCAAGAGGAGGUUCACCCCUGACAAGCCCAAGCCUGACAAGCCCAAGCCAUGACCUGGCUGUGCUGCCCCCCUCUGCCCUUGGGGACAGCUGCUGCUGAUGUGCCCUGGAGGUGUGGUGGCUCUUUCCCCCGUACUGCCCUGUGUAAGCUGUCUGUAUGAAGCAAUGUAGAGUCUGUAGUUCCCUAUUUAUGAGUAGCUCUGGGGUCCUGAGGGACCUCCUCUGUGUGCAAUGUCUAGGAGUAGCCCAUGUUGAGGUUUGCAGCCCCCCUGGAGAUGGUGGAGGACUGGAAUGGGUAUGGUGGGACUGAGGCCUCGCUCUACCUGCAGAGAAGAGGAGCACCAAGAAUCAUCCUGGCAGCAUCCUGCUGUCCAGCUGUGGUCCUUCCCCUGCCUGCCCAUGGAAGGACUCUUGGUGGCACCAGGAAGCCACCAGCAUGGAUUGUGGAGCCCUGGAGCAGCCUGGCACUGAGGACAGCCUGGCUGCUGGUGCAUGGGGGUGGCCUCCUUCCGAGCUGGAUGGAGCCAGCAGGGGCAAACCCUUGUGGAAGCAGAGAGCUGAGGGCUGCUUGGAAGAGGAAGCAGCAUUCCCUGGCCAGCCCUUCCUCUGGGUGACUCACCAGUGCCAUCAGAUGGGCUGCAGGUGGUGACAAACCCUCUGCAGGUCCCUAGGGCUUGAGCUCAUUGUGGGACCUGCCUUGGGAGCCUUUGGGGUCCCCUGCUGACCCAGACUCCGCUUUCUGCCCUCGUCUGGGGCUUGCUG
Dryobates pubescens (Downy woodpecker) is the source of this 1233-nucleotide messenger RNA. It is a transcript of the gene CDKN1A, whose product is annotated as cyclin dependent kinase inhibitor 1A. The transcript has 3 exons. Gene Ontology annotation, molecular function: cyclin-dependent protein serine/threonine kinase inhibitor activity. The record is from RefSeq and is a predicted model, not a curated record. Bases 79 to 525 code for a protein of 148 amino acids. Gene Ontology annotation, cellular component: nucleus. Gene Ontology annotation, biological process: regulation of mitotic cell cycle; signal transduction by p53 class mediator. NCBI's taxonomy places the organism in Eukaryota, Metazoa, Chordata, Aves, Piciformes, Picidae.